AUGGCGCUAAUUGCUGACUCGCUCCUUAUAACAAAGGCCUCCGCUGAAUACGUGCUUGCGCUCUUUCUUGGGCUUCCGCUCUUGCAAAAGGUGUCCGUCGUAGUGGUGCUUCCGUUCCUCUACAACCUCGUGUGGCAACUCCUCUACUCACUCCGCAAGGACCGCGCGCCGCUUGUGUUCCACUGGAUCCCGUGGUUCGGGUCCGCGAUUCCAUACGGGAUGCAGCCGUACGAGUUCUUCCAGGACUGCCAGGCAAAGUACGGCGACGUAUUUGCGUUUGUGUUGUUGGGCAAGGUCAUGACCGUGUACCUCGGUCCUAAAGGCCACGAGUUCGUGUUGAACUCGAAACUUGCCGAUGUUUCUGCUGAGGCCGCGUACCAGCACUUGACGACACCAAUCUUCGGGAAAGGUGUCAUCUAUGACUGUCCUAACCACCGCUUGAUGGACCAGAAGAAGUUUGUGAAGGGCUCGCUCACCCGUGAUGCCUUCAGAACCUACGUCCCGCAGAUCAAGCAGGAAAUUUUGAACUACUUUAAGACAUCGGCCAACUUUGAGAUCGAGGCCCACUCCGGCGGCGUGGCCAACGUCAUGGAAACCCAGCCAGAAAUCACCAUCUUCACCGCUUCCAGAUCACUUUUGGGCCAGGAGAUGAGAGACAAAUUCGACGCCUCUUUCGCACAGUUAUACUCGGACUUGGACAAGGGGUUCACCCCAAUCAACUUUGUGUUUCCCAACCUCCCGUUGCCAUCGUACCGCAAGCGUGACUUGGCCCAGCAGAAGAUUUCUCGCACCUACAUGUCCUUGAUCUCCAAGAGAAGAGCUGAGAACGACAUCCAGGACAGGGACUUGAUCGACACCUUGAUGCAGACCUCCACCUACAAGGACGGUGUCAAGAUGACCGAUCAAGAGAUUGCCAACUUGUUGAUUGGUGUCUUGAUGGGCGGCCAGCACACCUCCGCCUCCACCUCCUCGUGGUUCUUGUUGCAUCUUGCUGCGAACCAGGACUUACAGGAGGAAUUGUAUAAGGAGAUUGUCACAGUUUUGGGCAGCGAGGGCUUGGACGGCCUCUCCUACGACAAGCUCCAGGACAUGCUGUUGGUUAAUAACACCAUCAAGGAGACCCUCAGAAUGCACAUGCCGUUGCACUCCAUCUUCCGCAAGGUCAUGAACGCGUUGCAGGUCCCGGGCACCUCCUAUGUGGUUCCAGUUGGUCACCACGUGUUGGUUUCUCCGGGUUUCGCCAUGACAAACGAGAAGUACUUCCCGCAGGCUGCGACCUUCGAUCCGCACCGUUGGGACUCUGAGGCCUCCACUGCUCUGGCCGACACCGUGGACUACGGGUUCGGUGCUGUCUCCAAGGGUGUGUCCUCGCCAUAUUUGCCUUUCGGCGGUGGAAGACACAGAUGUAUCGGUGAGCAGUUCGCAUACGUGCAGUUGGGGACCAUCUUGACAACUUUUGUGUACAACUUGAAGCUCUCUACGCCAAACGGCAAGGCUGAUGUUCCGCCUGUUGACUACGCCAGUAUGGUAACCUUGCCCAUCGACCCAGCUGAAGUUAAGUGGGAGAAGAGACAGACCUGUGUGUUGUAA
Babjeviella inositovora NRRL Y-12698 is the source of this 1590-nucleotide messenger RNA. RefSeq names its product sterol 14-demethylase (gene ERG11). The record is from RefSeq and is a predicted model, not a curated record. NCBI's taxonomy places the organism in Eukaryota, Fungi, Ascomycota, Pichiomycetes, Serinales. Gene Ontology annotation, molecular function: heme binding; oxidoreductase activity, acting on paired donors, with incorporation or reduction of molecular oxygen; iron ion binding. Gene Ontology annotation, biological process: ergosterol biosynthetic process. Bases 1 to 1590 code for a protein of 529 amino acids. The transcript has a single exon.